AUGUUUGGGAUUAAUAUUUUUCUUUGCAAGUGGCUUAUCUUUGCAGUAACUCUCUUAUGGAGCUGUAAAAUUUUAAUAAGGAAAGUUUGGGGAGUAAACAUAACAUGGAUUAAUUUGUUUAAAUUGGAAAUUUGCGGUUUUUCCUUAGAAGACGGCUCAAUCAAAAUAAAAUCCGUCCGUUUUGCUCUUCGUGAAAGAAAGCUUCUUAUCAAGGGCCUGCGGAUUGUUUCCAGCCAAACAAUACAUACUAAUGAUUUUAACGAAGAGUUACCAAAUGAUAAAGAAGGAGCACUCCCAGAGACCUCCAGAAACUUUGGUUACUUUUUCACUUCUAGGAUUCCUUCGUUUAUUCAGUAUUGGCUCAAUGGUAUCGCCAUCAUCCUAGAAGAUACAGAAAUAGUUAACAAUGAUAUCACGAUUGAGAAAUUUGGGUUUUUUGUUUCGAUCAACAAAUCUAAAAGAGCUAAGUCAUUGAGGUUUGACUCCUUUUUAAGAAAACUUCUUUGGAAUGAUCAAAUUAUCAUCGCUGAUGCUAUUUUUAUAGUGAAUACAAAUCUACUAAUUGGUGAUAUUUUGAAUUCCUUGAAGGACGAUCUUCAAUUUGACCUAGACUUAAAACUGGGGGACUUGAAUGUGCCUAUGAACUUACUGAAUCUAUUUCUCAACAAGGAGAACAUCGAUAUAAUGUCCAAUAAGAAACUUUUGCAAAGAGUAAUGGAUACCACAAAGGCUAACCAAGAACUACAGGAUAAAGAUAUUGCUAAAAUGAAAUGCACACUCAUACAUACAAUGGGGAAAUUUGUAGACCGGAUAAAGCCCUUAAAAGAAUUGAAUAUCACCGUUGAUAAACUUCAAAUCAAGGAUUUUCCCCUAACUAAUCACCCAGAACUAAUUGGAAUGAACAAGUACGUCAGUUAUAAUAUUUUGGUUUCCAAUAUAAACUUCAAUACAAUUAGGUUUAGAAAUGAGAUGCCAGGUUAUACAUUAAUUUUUGAGGAGCGCGAUUCUCCAUUCAAGUUCAGCAUUAUUAUGGCAAGGUUUAAUAUAUACUUGAAUUUAAAUCGAAAGCAUCAAAAAUACACCAAGCAGUUGAAAAUAAUUGAAAUUCCAAAUGUUUCGAUUUUUGGUGAAACUAAUUUGUUCUCUCAGAAAUUUCAUUACUCUGAUAAUUUAGAGGCAAUGAAACUCGAGAACGCUAUCUUCAACAUUAAGGGAAAUAUAUCUUCGUUAACUAUUGACAUGGAUCCAGUCAAUAUUUCAUUCAUCAAAUGCUUCCUCUCAAAUAUCAAAGUUUUCACAUCCUCCUGCCCUAAAAACAAAGUAUUAAAAGAAAAUUCGCACGUAAAAUUCUUGACAAGACGAAGAGUUUUGUUUGACUAUUUCAAGUGCUUUUUACCCUUAAUUAAUAUGAAAUUCACGCUAGAUGAUCCUAAGUUUGUUAUUAAUGAUAAGGAUAAUUUAAUCAUAGGCAGGUUUUCCGUCUUUAUGAUAAGUCACCGCUCUAAAAGGUAUACUUUGGGUAACCAUCUUAUGGAAGAGAAACAACGAACAGAACAAAUUUUUUAUGAAAGUGAUUGGAAUGUUGAAUUGCUAGAUAUGAAAUUACAACACAUUAUAAAGCAUCAAAAAUAUGACCAUACAAUACUGAGAGUAGAUAGUAUCGCCAUAGAAGAAAAUCUUCACCUUUUACCAGAUAUCUUAUGUUCUGCAGAUGUUGAUAUCGAUACCUUAGUGUUAGACCUAUCUGAACUACCAACAAUGGUUAUGUUAAGCGAAUUAGUACAUAAUUUGGACAGUCAGCUGGCCAAUGUGGAGGAAAACUAUUUCAAAGAGUUUUAUGAAAAAUUUGCAUCUAAUCUACAAAAUAUGAAAGUUGAAUGUUCUAAUAUGGCCAAAUGUCUGAAACAGAAAGAUAUUUUACCCAGCGACUUUUUGUUCCAGCAACUACCUGAUUUUUUUGAUUAUAUUAAAAUUAAUAUCAGAGAUAUAUCAUCCACCUUGGGUGCACGAUCUGUUUUCAUGCCAAGAGAUGUUUUUUCUUCAGUUGAUUCUCAAAGUUCAAAAGACUUAGUUGAUGGAAAACUGAGAAAAUACUGCAAUACAGUUGAAAAAUUUCAAAUUGCUUUCUUUGGCGAUAAAACACAGUGGCAUAAUAAAAUUGGUUCGAACCAUGCCGCUAUGGUUAAAUCUGGUCAGCUCAAAGGUUUUAAUAAAGUCAGCGCACAAAAUUAUAACCACAAGCGUAGCAUUGCGGAUUUAGAUGACAUAUCAAGUAGUGAUGCAACAGAAGUAAGUCACAUUUGGAGUAUAAAUUUACUAAUAAACGAUGUAACUACGUCGAUUAUUGGGGAAACAUCUGAACUAAGUGAGAUUUUGUCUACUAAAGCGGUUUCGAAAGUUUCUAAUUUAUCCAUUAAAUUAUUCCCAGAUUCAGAACCCUUUAGUAGCAAUGAAAGUGAUUCCAAGAUAAUUUUACAGAUAAAUCAUUCAAGAGGAACAUCAGUGAUGUCACUUAUGACCAUUUUUUUGGCCGUCUCAGGGAUACACACUCUAAACCAAAUAUUUGGACACUGUAUUCAUCAAAAGAUGCGACAGUCUAGAACCAAACAGUAUUUUAUUGCACUGUCGGAAUCGAAAAGAAAAUCGUGUCUGAAAAGUAUAAAGUGGGGCCAACUAAAAGAGUUAGUCGAAGUAAAUUUUUCUUCGGAAUAUAUGAGUCAGAUAAUUGUACUGCCUAACGGCCUGAGAACUAAGUUCGAACCGACUUCGACAUUUAUUAAUAUGAAAAAUUUUAAUGUAAUUUCAAUAACCGGUCAGUACUUCAGAAUGAUGGUUGAGUCUCCAACACAGCCAAAUUUUUGGGAGAGAAUGGCCUGUAUUGAUAGGUUCAAAGUGAUGGUUAACAUUGAUUCAUUAAAAAAACAAACGGAAAACCUACACUCUAUAAAACAUUGGGAAGAAUCACAACCGGCCGUGACCUUAGAGAAUGAGUCAUGGCACUUUUCCAUACCGCAUCACUUCGAAAUGUUUAAAAUAAUAGACAGUAUUCCAACCUUAUAUAAAAGCGUUAAACAAAUGUUACAUUCGCUGCGAACCUCAAAGAGUGAUUUGAUAAUUUUUCCUCAUAAGGUGGAGACUCCUUUAUCGCUGCCAAAGAUUAAACUGAAAUCUAAAAGGUGGUUAUUUAGUAUUUCUGAUGACCCACUAGAGGCAGAAUUGAAUACUAUUUUUCAGAUCGCUCUACAAGAACAACGAGAGAGAAUAGCCAAGAUACAAGAAUUUAAUGAACACGUUUCUGACAGCUUGAUCAAAGGUCAAAAAAAUGUUAAAGAAGUGAAAGAUGAUUUUGAGACCAUUGAUAAUGUGAUAUUAAAGCACCGUACAGGAUUGUGGGCAAAUAAUGGAAAAAAAAAUUUACGUAAAUCUGCUACGGAUUCCGAAAUUCCUCUUACUGCGACACCUUUCAAUAUUGAUAAAAAAGGUAACUUCCAGUCUCAACUACCCCAGUUUAUUUCUCCUGAGAUCGAGAACGCUUACAACACAUUACUAGAGAAUUUCUCUGACUCAUGGAUCAGAAGGGUGAAGGAAUAUAAAGUUAAAGAACGUCGUGAGUUUGAGAAAAACUUUUCUUUCCUAUGGGGAUUCAUUGACUAUAAUAAACUACCAAAAGACAUCAACAAAAAAGUUCUGCCUUUCUCAACAAAUCCUUUCUUGAUGAAUCUCAUUAUUGAGAAUAUUGAUAUCGAUAUGGUAAAACCUUUCUGUGGUAUAAAGAAUAUCCCAAGCUUUAUCCAUGAUGUUGGAAAAGGCGUUCCGAAAAAUACUGAAUAUUCAAUUAUGAUACCGAUGCAUUUGGACGCUAAAUUCAGUGAAGUAAGAUGGCAUUUGAGAGAUUAUCCCCUUCCUUUUGUUUGCAUACCUCCACUAAGCUCUACACAAAGUAAGGAAACAAUUGCUACAAGAAUUUAUGGUGAUCUUAUGAUUACGGAGGAUAUGCUCCAAUCCGAAAAGGAGCUGAGAACUCUAUUUGUACCUUUGAUUCCGUCAGUAACUGUUGAAAACACAGAUAAAUAUUACUCCUUAUUUGUACCAAGAACCAUGACUAGCGCCAAAAUAUUUACAGACCUAAAUUUUGAAAUAAACUCUAAACAUACAACACGAGUAACUUGGGGUGGUUCUUAUCAACCAGCUAUUCAACAAACCAUGCAGUGUUUAGAUAAUUUUUCCAAACCGCCUUUAGAUCCUUCUAUUAAAUUAGGAUUUUGGGAUAAAACAAGAUACCUUUUCCACGGAAAGAUCAACAUAGUUUGGAAAGAGAAGGGAAAAUUUGAAAUUUCCCUGAAAGGCGCAAAAAGUCCAUACAUGCUUGGUGGUGAGUCAGCUGGGUUCAUAGUUGGAUUUGAUGGUGAUGUUAAUUUGAGAUGUAACGAGGGCAAUGACCCAAAAAGAUUCUUAUCUUGUAGUGCAGACAAGAUACACUUCAGCAUUCCCAAUUAUUUCGCAAAACCACUGCUUGUAUGGUCUAGACCUAGCACUAGUACAAUGUUUAUCCCAAACCAAGAUGAUACCAACUUGCAAAGGUAUGCUUCAUUUUACUAUUUAUUAAACACUACAUCGAGUAAAAACGAAAAGGCAGACAAGGAAACAAUGAGAAAAUCGUUCAUUGAGAAAACAGGAAUUAAACUAUCUGGGGGAAUGACACUGGAUAUGGGUAUCCUUUUUGAAAGGUUAGGGCCUAGUUUAAAUGAAAGAACCUUUGAGUCGAAAAAACAUUAUUUGACUCGUCUAUGCAAUCCAAUAUAUGUCCAAGACCGCUCAAAGCAUGAUUCAUAUACCGGCUUUCGAAGUGACUUUAUUCAUAUGUCUUUCGGACUAUCAUCUAAUUCGAACUCUGCAUAUAAUGCCAUGCAACUAAGUCCCAAUGGAUUCAAAGCAUUCUUUAUCUGGUGGAAAUCUUUUUCAGGGAACUUUCCCGUUAGGAGAGGGCCCUUAUUUGGUCUUCAGAGUAUCAGCCCUAAAUUCGGUGAACAUCUAUAUACCAUCUCUUAUCAUGCUGAUGUCUCACCAUUAUUCAUUAACUAUAUGUACCAUAAUGCUGAUGCCAACCAAAUUUUGCGCAAGAACUACCUAGAAACUGCAGAGUUCGUCGGUUUAAAGGCUAAAUCCUCUCAUUUUGUUAUGGAUCUGCACCAAAGGAAGGAAGUCUUGACGGAAUAUCAAGCCGGUUUGAAUGUUAGAAGGAGAGUUAUGAAAUUGAAGUUCUUAGCUGGCGAUGUUGUCUGCCAAGAUGUAGAUAUUCGGACUGUGAGUGGGGAGUUCAGGAAAUUAAACUAUGUUGAAGAGAGAGAAGAUUCCGAAUAUGAUAUUUUUGAUAAUGAUAUGUCGUGGCUUGAUAUAACAGAUUUUCAGGAUGCGUUUUUCAUCAACCCUGAGAAUUAUCUUCCAAAGAUCAAGAUUAUGCCGUUUGCUUUCUCUCCUCAGUUCGCCUAUCAAAAGAGAGCUAGUUAUGGCGACAAGUAUCAGGUAGAUCCUAAAACUUGCAAGCCAAUAAUGCCAUUUGAUAAUCGUGUGUCCCAUGAAUGUACACUAGGUCAUAAUGUUUCUCUACGUACUGACUUGGUUGAGAAACGAGUUACGGUUUUGAAGAAGUUUCGAGAACGACUGAAGGAAGAUAUAGAAAAAAGUGGAACGACGGAUUUUUCAGAAGAGAGUCUAAAAGAGUUACUCUCAAAAGCAAACUUCAGUGUAAAGAACACAGAAUUACUACUUGAGGAUUUUCAGAAAAUAUUUGAGCAACACGAAACCGAACAAACGGAGCACCCUUUCCAUUUCGAUUCUUUAAAUCUUUUGAAAAGCACCAAAAGGACCAUGAAACAAUUUGAAAAUAGGUUUUUCAUUUUUAACGUACUGUUAAAAUGGAAUGAGGAUGCAAGAAGUGCCAUUUUCAAAUUUCUCUACUAUGCCAAUCUGUCCAACGAAUUUGCGUCCCUAGCAAGCGGUAAGGGUCUAAGAGAAUUCGAGGAUGCAAUAAAACAAAGAGAAAUGACUGAGGAUACAACGAGCUUAGAAGCAAUACCAGAAGGAGGGGGUAAAAAAAACAUUGGUAAACAAUUUAGUAGUUGCGAUGACACAGAGUUCUCCACUGAAAAUCUUUUGAAGAUCUUUGAAAAGAACAUAACACAAUUAUCUUGUGAAAUCGAACACAAGAUACAUCACGAGUUUUUUGUUCAGUUUAUAACUCCACAGAUUCAGCUGACAUCUCUUGAAAACCCUGAAGUUUGUGUCUUAGUUUCUUCGCCCUUUCUCAUGUUGAAGACAUUAGAGUUCGAUGCAAAUACAACUAGUAACACGUACAUGAAAGAUAUAUUUUUGAGAAGAUAUGGUAUUUUAUUUGAAAAUGCUAACGCUUUUCUAUUUAACAAGAAGGAUUACAAAGAGUUCUUUGAACUCUACUUUGGCUCCAGCUCUUAUGGCCAACAUAAAGGAGAGCAGUGGCCACCAUGGCUGGGUUUAGAAUUAGGAUUUGAGCCUUCUGCUUUAGCAAAGAAAGCAGUGGUUAAAAAUAUUUCUGUUCUAUUGCAUCAUCAGAAGUUGUCACAAUUUUCUGCAAGGUAUGACUCUUUAAAAGAUAAAAUAGAAGACAAUAUAUGUGGAUACGUUCCUCAAAUUAAUGUAGAACUUAAUUCCCAAGAGUAUCUAACUUUUACAAAGAUGGUCCUUAAAUUGUUUCUGUAUGUUGAACCCGAAGAUGAAGAACUGAAAAAGUAUAUUGAAAAGCUGAUAAUUGGUUAUGACAUCUAUGACACGGCUCAAACUAAGAAGUUAAUACGUGAUUUGCACAACAGCGAACAAAUACUGGCUGUGGUUGAAAAGGAGCUCUUAUUUAAAAGAGGUUUACUAGACGAAGUCAGCAAGCUUGACUUAUCAAAUAUUCACAACGAACGGAUGCAUCAAUUGUUAAGGUUAUAUAUUCUAAUGAAAAUCUUUACUUCAAAUGGGAACAAUUACAUCAAUCGAACACUAGUGUGGAGUAUCAAAGUUAAUGAAACUAUCUUACAUUUACUAGAGGAGAAUGACAAACCAUUUUUGGACAUUGCCGUUGCAAAGUUAAACUUUAACAGGGUACAAUAUGCAAUGGGACUAAGAAAGAACAUUGUAACUGUUAAAAUGAUGCAAAUGUUCGAUUUGGGGAAGAAUAUUAACUACCAUUGUUUAUUGGGGCCUUUGAUACCCAGUGGAAGUAAUACAGUUAAUAUGGUAAGUGAAGAUCCAUUGGUGCAAAUAAGUUGGGAUGUUGAUAAACCUGUAGGUGGUAUCAAAGUUAUUAAGAAUGUUGAGACUACAUUGUCGGGGUUAACGGUGAAAUUAGAAGAGGAAAGACUAAAUAGGUUAUUUGAAUGGUUGUCAUUAAAGGAGUUAAUGUAUGAUGGGAAUGGAAAUGAUGACGAUGGAGCUUCCAGUAUUUUUGAUAUGAUAUCAUCUGAAUCAGAAGAAGGAAAAUUUGAGUUUUCAGAAGAUAUAAGUCCAGAUUUUAAUGAGAUGCUGAAAAGAUCAAGUGAUUAUAUGAUCGUUGAAGAUAUGAAAUUGAACAGCUUCAAACUUUGCAUCAGCUAUAAGGGCAAAGGCAAGAUGAGGUUGGCUAAUGUGACUAACUUUGUGUUCAAUUUCCCGACUUUAAGAUUAGCCAACCAAACUUUGAGAGUUACGGAUCUGUUGCUUGCCUUGAAGAAAGUGUUGAUCAAAGUUCUGAUAAAACAUACUGGGAGGUUUAUCGGUAAUAAAUUGAAAAGAAGUUCUAAAGAGGAUAAAAUGGCCGACGAUACUGCACCACUGAAGCAACUUACAACCUAUAAUUCCUACACGGAGCCCGAAGAACUUCGUUAA
Molecule: messenger RNA, 7884 nt
Organism: Saccharomyces mikatae IFO 1815
Lineage: Eukaryota; Fungi; Ascomycota; Saccharomycetes; Saccharomycetales; Saccharomycetaceae
Gene: FMP27
Product: Fmp27p
Exons: 1
Coding region: 1-7884 (2627 amino acids)
Source: RefSeq, a predicted model, not a curated record